UCAGGAAACCAUAGCACCAUUACAGAAUUCAUCCUCCUUGGACUAUCUGCCGACCCCCGCAUCCAGGUUAUGUUCUUUGUACUUUUCCUGUGGAUUCACCUCCUAACCCUGAUAGGGAAUCUGAUGAUGAUGGCUGUCAUCGGGAGGGAAUCUCACCUCCAUUCACCCAUGUACUUCUUCCUCAGUCACCUCUCUUUCCUGGAUCUUUGUUUAACUUCAUUCACUGUGCCCAAGAUGCUGGAAAAUCUCCCGUCACAGAAAUCAGUAUCAGUAGAAGGUUGCCUUUCCCAGGCUUUUUCUGUGUUUUCCAUUGCAGGGACAGAAGCCUUCAUGCUCUCUGCCACGGCUUAUGACCACUACGCUGCCAUCUGUCACCCUUUGCUCUAUGGCCAGCUGAUGAGUAAACAGCCAUGUGGGGGUCUAGUGUGGCUCUCCUGGGGACUGGGCUUUCUGGAUGCUCUCAUUAACACCCUCAUGACUUUGAGCUUGGACUUCUGUGGGGCACAUGUCAUGCCUCACUUCAGCUGUGAGCUGCCAUCUCUGUUCUCUCUCUCUUGCUCUGAUAUCUCCAUCAGCUUUUCAGUCCUGGGGUUCUCCACCAUUGUGCAUGCUUCUGGAACUUUACUCCUGGUCUUCUUCUCAAAAGCCCGCAUUGUCUCCACCAUCCUGAACAUCAGCUCCACUGCAGGCAGAAGUAAGGCCUUCUCUACCUGUUCUUCCCACCUCACCACAGGGAGCUUCUUCUAUGGAUCUGCUUUUCUUCGCUAUCUCGUGCCAACCUUAAGUUCCCUGCUGGAGUUGAUUUUUUGCCUGCAGUACAGUGUGGUCACUCCCCUAGUGAAUCCCCUUGUCUACAGCCUGAAGAACAAGGAAGUAAAAGAAGCUCUGAAAAGAACGCAGCAAAAAGGUUUACAGCAUUUCAGAGAGCAGAGAACAGGUAGGAAUGACUGGGAAAUGCAAAAGCAUCUCAUCAGAUGUUUGAAUAACAAGUUGAGGAAAACUUUUCUUAGUUCAUAA
This is a messenger RNA of Budorcas taxicolor (takin), 1017 nucleotides long. RefSeq names its product olfactory receptor 8S1-like. The record is from RefSeq and is a predicted model, not a curated record. NCBI's taxonomy places the organism in Eukaryota, Metazoa, Chordata, Mammalia, Artiodactyla, Bovidae. Gene Ontology annotation, biological process: G protein-coupled receptor signaling pathway. Gene Ontology annotation, molecular function: olfactory receptor activity; G protein-coupled receptor activity. Gene Ontology annotation, cellular component: membrane.